This is a messenger RNA of Closterium sp. Naga37s-1, 1911 nucleotides long. Lineage: Eukaryota; Viridiplantae; Streptophyta; Zygnematophyceae; Desmidiales; Closteriaceae. The record is from the annotation of a GenBank genome assembly.
AUGGCGCUGGUUCAGAAACCCGUUUCGGAUCACUCCGAAGACGAGGACAGCGCGUCGAACUGUUCGCUGGAGCUCGACAGUCGCACGGGUGGUAACCCGUCGCACGCGGAUACGGCGACGUCGUCAGCUUCGUCAUCAUCGUCGUCGGAGGAAAACCUCAUUUCGCUGCUGCCGGACGACUGCCUGGCCGCCGUGUUUCGGCAGCUGAACGCGGCGGACUUGGCAGCGUGCUCGCUCGUGUGUCGCAGAUGGAUGAGCACGGACUCGGAGUCUCGGCCGAACCUGUCGUUGCGGGCGGCGACAGAGCUGACGCAGCAGCUCCCGCGGCUGCUGGAGCGGUUCUGUGCGGUGCAGAAGCUCGUGCUGAAGUGCGACCGCAACGUGCAGAGCGUAGACGACGCGGCGCUCACGCUCGUGGCGGAGCAGUGCCUGCUGCUGCGGAAGCUCAAGCUGAAGAACUGCAAGCAGGUGACGGACGAGGGAAUGGAGCGCUUCACCCGCGCGUGCCCGCAUCUGCGCAAGUUCUCGGUGGGCGGCUGCGGGUUCGGCACGCGCGGACUCAACGCGCUGCUGGGCGGCUGCCCCCUGCUGGAGGACCUCACGGUCAAGCGAAGCAUGAAGCCCCCCGCGGAUCGCGCGCUCGAGCCGCUCACCCCGUCGAACCUGAAACUCCGCCGGCUCUGCCUCAAGGACCAAUCAAAUUCGACCAUCUGGACUCCCCUGCUCGAGGCGUGCGGCAAUCUCGAGACGCUCAUUCUCGCGCGCAACGGCGGGUACUGGGACCGCGUGCUAGAAUCUUCUCUCGGGCAGAAACGCCUGCCCGAACUCUCGCAGGUCUACCUGGAAAAGCUGCAGCUGACGGACCGCGGUCUGCAGGCCGUGGCGCGCUGCCCGAAGCUCGAAGCGCUCGUAGUGGUCCGCACACCGGAUUGCACGGACGCGGGAAUGGCGGCGAUCGCGGCGGGAUGCACGGGGCUACGGCGGCUGCACAUCGAGGGGUGGGCUCCCGGGCACAUAGGCGACACGGGUUUAGGCGCCAUUGCGCGCUGCUGCCGCGACUUGCAGGAGCUGGUGCUCGUAGCGCACUCGUGCACCGCGGCUAGUCUUAAACCGCUCGCGACUAAUUGCCGCGGGCUGGAGCGAUUAACUCUCUGCUCGUCCUCCGCAAUGGGGGAUUUAGAAAUGGCGUGUUUGGCUUACGGCUGUCCGUCGCUCAGGCGACUGUGCGUGAAGGGGUGCAGUCGGGUUACCGAUCUCGGGAUUAUCGCGCUCGCGAACGGGUGUCCUUCGCUCCAGAGGCUCAAGGUUCGCCGGUGUUCGAACGUUACACCGUCGUCGCUGGAUUUCCUGCAGAAGCAGCGCCCGGCGCUCUCGAUCACGCAGGAGCGCACGCGAUCCGCUUCGUCGUCGUCUCACGCGCACGCGCAUGCGCAUAGGGAGCACGGGGCUGGCGGAGGGGCCGGGGGAGGCGCGCGCGGAGCCGCCGGCGGGGCCGGGGGAGGCGCGGGCGGAGUGGUGAUUGCGGAACCGGUUGACGGGAUGAUGCUGGGCGGCGGGCGGCGCAGGGGGGCUGGCGCGGGGGGGGAGCAUGGCGGAGGGCGCAGGGGCGAGGGCGCGGCAGCGGCGGAGCAGCUGGGCGGCGGGCGCUUAGUGCGCGACUUCCCCGGGCUUCAUGCGUUGGGGCGUGCGGGCGCAAUUGGCGCGGGCGGGGGAGCAGGCGGAGUUGGGGGAGGCGCGGACGAGGAGUUGACCGCAACUGCCGCGGAAGCAAUAGGAGCGUCGGUACUAGCGCCAGUGGCGGUGCAGGGGGGAGUGGCAGCAGCAGCAGCAGGAGUGCCGCUGGGAGUAGCAUCUCGACCGUUGGAUCUGGUAGCGUCUCGGCCGUCGGAUCUGGUAGCAUCUCUGGCGUAG